This is a messenger RNA of Misgurnus anguillicaudatus (oriental weatherfish), 4140 nucleotides long. RefSeq names its product ATG9 autophagy related 9 homolog A (S. cerevisiae) (gene atg9a). Lineage: Eukaryota; Metazoa; Chordata; Actinopteri; Cypriniformes; Cobitidae. Gene Ontology annotation, cellular component: autophagosome; phagophore assembly site. Gene Ontology annotation, biological process: reticulophagy; piecemeal microautophagy of the nucleus; autophagy of mitochondrion. The record is from RefSeq and is a predicted model, not a curated record.
UUGAUUGGACAGUAAAUGUGUCACACGGCUGACGCCGCAUCUGUAUAUUGCGCAAAGAAACGAAACCAAAAAUGCUUCACAUGGAAAAACAAAAGAGAAAUUGACAUUCAAAAUAGAGGGCGAUCAUAAUUUACUGUUUCUCAAACUCGCAUGAGGGACAGCGGAAUUGCCCCUGUAAUCUUUUUGCUUUUUAUGAAAUGGCGGGAGGUACAAGGCAUCAGAAGGGAUAGUGCCUGACUGGAGUUUUAGGGGAUGGCCCACUUUGACACAGAGUACCAGCGCCUGGAGGCGUCCUAUAGUGACUCACCUCCAGGAGAAGAGAAUCUGCUGGUGCAUGUUCCAGAGGGAUCCAAAUCUCCAUGGCACCACAUUGAAAAUCUGGACCUGUUCUUCCAAAGAGUCUAUAAUCUACACCAGAAGAAUGGAUUUACUUGUAUGCUCCUGGGUGAAAUAUUUGAGCUUGUGCAACUGGUGUUUGUGGUGGCAUUCACAGUGUUCCUGGGUAACUGCGUGGACUAUGACAUACUCUUUGCAAACAAGUUUGUUAAUCACACCGAUUCGUCAAAGGUUACACUCCCAGAUGCCUUUCUUCCAGUGGAUGUGUGCAGUGCUCGGAUCCGGAACAACGUUUUGGUCAUAUUCAUCAUUAUCAUAUCAGGGGUCUUUUGGCUCCAUCGUCUUGUCAAGUUUUUCUACAACAUCUGUUGCUACUGGGAGAUCCGUUCGUUCUAUAUCAAUGCCCUAAAAAUCACCACGACAGACCUUCCAUAUUUCACCUGGCAGGAGGUGCAAGCACGGAUUGUGGAGAUUCAGAAAGAACAUCAGAUUUGCAUCCACAAAAAAGAACUGACAGAGCUCGAUAUUUAUCACCGAAUACUGCGUUUUAAGAACUACAUGGUUGCUAUGGUCAAUAAGUCACUUUUACCCAUACGUUUUCAGUUACCUCUGUUGGGCAACACGGUUUUCUACACCCGUGGCCUCAAGUACAACUUUGAGCUGAUUUUCUUCUGGGGCCCUGGAUCUCUUUUUGAGAACGAGUGGAGUCUGAAGCCAGAGUACAAACGUGGAGGAAACCGUUUGGAGCUGGCGGAUCGUCUAAGCUCAAGGAUUUUGUGGAUCGGAAUUGCCAACCUUCUCCUGUGUCCAGUCAUUUUAAUUUGGCAGAUUCUCUACGCGUUCUUCAGCUACACCGAGGUGAUCAAGCGCGAGCCGGGAAGUCUGGGCGCUCGAUGCUGGUCCUUGUAUGGCCGGUUUUACCUCAGACACUUUAACGAACUGGACCAUGAGCUGAUGUCACGCCUCAGCAAGGGCUACAAGGCCUCCUCCAAGUACAUGAACUGCUUCAUGUCACCAUUACUCACAGUGGUGGCCAAAAACGUGGCAUUCUUUGCUGGAUCCAUACUUGCGGUACUGAUCGCUCUGACCAUUUAUGAUGAAGACGUACUGGCCGUGGAGCAUGUGCUAAGCAGUAUAACAUUACUUGGAGUGUGCAUCACAGUCUGCAGGUCUUUUAUCCCAGAUAAGCAUAUGGUGUUCUGUCCAGAGCAGCUGCUUAAAGUGAUCCUGGCACAUGUCCACUACAUGCCUGAUCACUGGCAGGGUAACGCCCACCGCUACGAGACCAGAGAUGAGUUUGCGCAGCUCUUUCAGUACAAGGCUGUAUUCAUUCUGGAAGAGCUGCUGAGUCCUGUCAUCACUCCCUUCAUUCUCAUUUUUUGCCUGCGGCGUAAAUCUUUGGAGAUCAUCGAUUUCUUCAGAAACUUUACUGUGGAUGUGGUCGGCGUGGGCGACACCUGUUCUUUUGCACAGAUGGACGUCCGUCAACAUGGUCAUCCGGCGUGGAUGUCUGCUGGGAAAACAGAGGCGUCCAUCUAUCAGCAAGCAGAGGAUGGGAAGACAGAAUUGUCGCUCAUGCACUUUGCUAUCACAAACCCACACUGGCAACCCCCUCGAGAGAGCACCCAUUUCAUCAGCCAGCUGAAAGAGAAGGUGCAAAGAGAAGCCACUGGGGGGCAGCAGGGAAUCAUACCAGAAAAUCCUAUCUUCGCCUCAACUCACUCAAUACAGUCUGAUUCAGAGCCUCGCAGUCUUAUAGCGAAUCUUCUGAUGGGACCCCCCUCUCUGUCCUCACUACAUCUGGGUCGAGACGGCGUCAUCAAUCCUGUAUCCAUUGGAGUGAGUGAGGGGGCAUCCGCCCUCCGAUCUCUCUCUCCCAUCAGUGCUAGUAUACAUCUGCGGGGCAGCUACCCAUCUGCCAGGCUCCCACGACCUGACCAUCCAGCUGUAGGGGCCGGGAGGGCCAUGACAGGCUCAGGCACGGAUGCCCGUACUAUCAGCUCUGGCAGUAGUGCCUGGGAAGGUCAGCUGACCAGUAUGGUCUUAUCAGAAUAUGCCUCCACAGAGAUGAGCAUUCAUGCUCUUUUCAUGCACGAGAUGCAUAAGCAGCAGUCUCGCGGUGAGCUAUCUCGACACACCUGGCACCGGCAGGAAAGUGAUGAGAGCUGCGAGAGUGUCAAUGAAGACUUGGAGUCGACACGCAACUUUCCCCGUUCCAGCACUUUCCCUUGUACCUCCACCUCACACCAGGAAGGGGCGGCACAGCAGAGCAGAGAUUUUAUUUCCGGAAGCUCUCGAGUCCAAAGGACACCUCGCAUGCCCAUGGGAGGAUGGUCUGAGGAGACGCAAAUGGGCCGGCAGCACGCCCCAGUGCCCGAAGAGGGGCCUGAGGAGGAGCUACCACCUCAGAUCCAUAAGGUGUAACCUACAACCGACAGGUACAUCAUGGAUGAAGAGAAAGUCAUAGGAUCCAUUUACUUUUGGACACUGACCACAAGUUAUAUUUAUUUACUCUUGGACAGCACUGAACAGUUCAGACAUUGUCACACUGUGACAUCAUGUUAGAUUUGAUCUUAAACGGGAUUUGUACUUUAAUCCACUACACUGGAUUACAUCAUCAGAUACCUAAAUCAUCAUCAAACUAAGCAAUCACAAAACUGACAGAUUCUGUAAAAUAAUUUUAUUUGUAAAGAUUUACUAAUAGUUUUUUUUUUUGUCCUUUUAAGAAGGUUUUUGGCUUUUCAUUGUAAUUCGAAAAGUCUGUUUACAAACUGGAAUAUUAAGCGGGGGUGUUGACAUUACUUUCCCAAAAGGAACAUUGAGUGCAAUGUCAAAUCCAGGUUAUUAGUUGGUGUUUAUUUAACCUUCACAUUAUAGUUCUCUUGUCAAAACUGAUCUGUGUUAUUGUAGGAAAUGAAUUAUAAUAUGCAAUGUGCCAUUACGAGCUUCAAAGCUGUGCAAAAUAAGAUUUUAUUUUCAGAAAUAGAUUUUUAUGACUAAGGGUCGUUGAAGCACUGAUAAAAAUGGCGCAUGCUCUCUCUUUGUCUCUUAUGUUAUUUUUUGCACAAUAUUAAAUAAGAAUGCACUUUAUCUUUUAGUAAACCAAAGGAUGGUUUAAAGGCAGUGGGCUAAUUGGAUAUAAUUUGGUCUUUUAUAAACAUACUGUUUUAGAUUCAGUAUUUUGUGUGUUUAGAGCAAAAUCCCAACGUUUGUUAAUAACAGUUCAGUUAGCACCCUUGGCUCAGGUGCAUAAAAUAAAAUGUCUGAUGAGACUAGAUGUGGAUGUGUAUUGGGUUAUUUUUUUAGAUAUCUCAGGACUGUCUUGUUUUUACUGACGUUGUCCAAAAAGCAUGCGAAACGUGCAGGUCUCUGCACACUCCAUUUUCACAAUCUGCUAAGGGGAAGUAUAGACAAAACUUUGUGUAACUUGUAUGUUACUUGUGUGAAUCUUAUUUAUAGAACAGCAUUAUACUAUAAAAAGGCAAAAUGUGACUGAACAUCUUUCAUAUUGCUCGCAUGCAUCAUGCUUGUGUAGAGAGUGUAUAAUGUGCAUGACUUUGAAUCAGUAUGUGCUGGUAAUAAAUAAUGGCCUGCAAAAAGCUUCUGUGACCUUAACUUACUCAUCAGCAGCUGUGCAUUUUCCAUAAUGUUCUUUCAUCAUUAUCAUCAUUUUGAGUUUUCUAUAGUGUGUUGUAUAUUUGCAUCUUGUACAGUUGUAAAUUCAUCAAUAAAAUGUAUUUAAUAGUUUGUGUAUUUUAUGGGUUAGUUCACCCAAAAAUAAAAAUUAUUUACGCUUAAAUAUAA